Messenger RNA from Dichomitus squalens LYAD-421 SS1, 1619 nucleotides. RefSeq lists its product as uncharacterized. The transcript has 4 exons. Bases 1 to 1368 code for a protein of 455 amino acids. Lineage: Eukaryota; Fungi; Basidiomycota; Agaricomycetes; Polyporales; Polyporaceae. The record is from RefSeq and is a predicted model, not a curated record.
AUGGCUGCUCCUACGGACAAGAAAGACCUCUAUGGCUCCACAGAGCUGCUUGCGGUCGAGCCCCAAGUAGCGCCGGGUGGUCCAUCUCCACCAAGUCCGCAAUAUGAGAACCCCUCUCUUCCAAAUGACCCUGAGGUGCUACCGCAGUACACCGAACGCGCCUUCGAAGGCGCGUAUGUCCCUACAGGAGGAGAAGAGCAACCUCCGCAUUUCACGCCGUACGAGGCCGAGUUCUUCCUCUCUGGGGGGGAAAUCGUCUCGCACGAUCCGCACCUGAACCAAGAUGGCGAAGCACUGUAUCGUUUCCUUCUGGCAAAAGCCGCCGCGUUCCCCGAUUACAAGAUUCAUGCUCGUGGAACACACACAGAACAUAAGACACGCACGGUGUAUAGCAAGGAUCAGAAUGGGAACUACAGCACUAAGAUCGAGAAUUACAGCGAAACCGUGACCGACUUCGACUUCUACAUCGACCUUACGCCUCAAAUCGUCCAUGGACCUGUCCAUUGGAGCUUGCCCGACGCUGAGCCUGCAUAUCGAGGCGAGAUGUACAUGCAGAUGGACUCGAACGAUCUAGCAAUACACGAUCCCGAAGUCGCGCUUCCGCCUGGUCGCCGUAAGGCAACGAAGGCUGAGCUGAAGGCUGCGAAAGGGAGGAAGGAGCUUCGGAAGGAGUAUGGACUUCCUCCGUGGGUCGCACCUGAUCCCGAAUCGUGGUUCCAGCAGUCAGGUGCACCACCACGGCCCGCUGUUGUGCUUCAGUCAUCCAAGACUUUGCGGGAGUGGGCAGAUGAAUACUGCGCGAGCGAUAAGUUGCUGAAGGAGUUCACGUAUACCAAGGUCGUAUACGGUUGGAAUAUCUCCAAUUUAGAAGAGGCCAUCACCGCAGCCAUACGCUCGGUCUACAGUCACACCAUCCAGCUCUCCUUCGACAUUUCUAAUCACAAGAUCCGGAUCCGCCCAGACAACAGGCUAUCUCGCACGCUCUCCAACAAGUGGCUCAAAUUCCUGCUUUGGAUCCUCCUCAUCUACCCCUUCAUCUGGCUCUACAAGCGUUUCAGUGCCCAUGGGGGAGGGCGAUGGGAAGUCUGUGGUGGGGCGUACGCGCUCAAGACGUGGCAUAUGCACCCUCAGGGGACCUCGGGUCCCCCUCCCAACGUCAACAGACUAUGGCAGCAGACUCCAAACGGCUGGGCAUAUCUCGUCGGAGACAGGGAGGGCGAGUGGUUCCAGCGGUGGGAGGGGAGGAUUAGGGCAGCGGUCCGGGAUCGGAUACAGUCGAGGACUCCCCUCGAGCUCGUGGCCCAUGCCGCUACAAGGUUGGACGGGUAUCGGCCGCAGUACGUGGGCCCUCCGCCGCCAGAGUACUGAUAGACUCGCCUCUACUGUACCGGGGUUGCUACGCGUCAUCGGAGUACUUUCCAGUUUGCUUGCCGUCUAUGAUGACGACAUCCAGGCUCGCUAUUCAUUCGCCAUCCUACCCAAGGUUUUCAACAGCCCGUCUCUAUUCAUUCCCAUGAUGUGACCUGGGAAUGCUUAUAUCAUGGGCGCGUCUAUCUAUUGGUUCUGGAUGUACUGGUACCGCCGCAGUUCAUUGACAAUCGUCAGAACUUGACCUUCUU